AUGUCGGGGGAUCGACAGGAUGUCUCCCCUAUCAUCGAACCUCGUACAACGGUGCUCAUCAGGAAGUACGGCUCCGGUCGGCUAGAACUAGUACUCGCCAACCUCUUAAAGAACUUGGACGAGAACGGGCGCGCGCAUAUGAUGGUCUCUCGUCUUCUCGAUCUCGCGCGCAGCAUGGCGCAGUGUAUUGACGCUGCACGAAUCAUGUUUCUGGUAGCAAUAGAGCUGAGCUUCCUCGUGAACGCAAAUCCUGUGGACGCUAGGCUUCAGGACAUGAAAACUACAGUCGUUCAUAUGUUUAGGGGUGUCAUGUCAAGCUUAUCCGAGGACGAUAACGACGAUACUCGGCAUGCCGCUUGGGGUAACGCUCUGCUACGCUUGAGCAACGAUUUACAGCGUUGGCAGGGUGGUAUGGGUACACAAUUAUGGUGGCAAUACUUGGUGGUACCUUCGCCACCUAGGCUCUCAAUUCCUCCCCGUAAUCCCGGAAUCCCAGACGCCGCUCCUUUGCCGGGGAUGAGCGUGGCACAACCAGUCUCCCCAGCUCCUAUGAUCGUCCCACCGGUUGGCGUAGCCGAGAGGAAGUCUUCGGAUGUACAAACGCCGGACCUCAGCCGCGUUUCCUCUCUUGGCGCACCUCCAGUGUUCGGUGCACCAUCCACCGCGAAAAAUCCGGAUCCCGCUCUUCCUCAUGCGAACGCUACGAGAGAGCUAGGCCUACAACAGUCUGCCGAUGCGUCUGUGCAGGUCUUGCCAGCUGCUGGCUUGCACCCGGCCGCCGCCGCAGCGUUGGGAGCUGAGCCAUCACCACUUGCGACGCCUCCCUCGGAACAGCCGGCCGCUUCUGAAGAAGGCAUGCCGACGGUUCAGCCUUCUCCCGACGCCUUCCCUCACUCCGAGACACUCCAGCCUCGCAUAGGACACAACUCGCAGCAUACCUCACGGCCUGACGUUUUCGAGGCUCCUAUGAACUUCAAUUCGGGUCGAGAGGAUCACGCCCUGACUGACGUUAUUAAUGGCGGAGCGACCGGCGCGAUCAAUCUCCAUGAUAGGGAGGAAGGCGCGAGUCCUGCGGAGAAGAAUGCAGGAAAAGAACGCGGAGGGACGAAGGGCAAGACCAAAAGUGGGGGAAGAGCGACAGGGAAAGCUACAGAUGGCGGGGCUGGAAAGGGGCGAGGUGCGGGAAAGGUUGCGGGAAGGGGUGCGAGUGCGAGUGCUGGAAGGGGCAAGGGCAGGGAAAAGGACGCUGGCGAAAGUGUCCGCUUAAUUGACAGGAGCGAUAUCAAGACCCGCCGUAAACAUGGCGGCUCUCGUGCUCGACCUCAUGAGGCCGGGAGCGAUAUGGAUAUUGACUCCGACGAACUUCCGCCCGGACAUUCCGAUCCGGGUGACUAUCUGACGGUCGAAGAAGCUCAAGAGAUUGCGGAACGCACUUGCCAGGAUUUUUUAACCCGUGCCUCCAAAUUCUUCAGCGUAUUCAAGACCGAUGGCCGCGAGGAGAAGGGGAAAGCUUUGGAGAAGGCAAAGGGCGGAAAGGCGAAGCGGAUAGAAAAAGGAAAAGGGAAGCGGAAUAACAAGGGCGAUGAUGACGACAAUGAAGCAGUCAAAGAGGAGGAGGACGAAGCAGUUGAAGAGGCGGAAGGAGACGUAGAUGACGAAGAUGAGAGUGAGGAUGGGGACGAGAACGAGGAUGAGGAUGAGGAAAUGCUCGUGUCCGCGGACGACGAGGACGAGGACGUGGAUGACGAUGACGAGAGCGAGGUCGACGGCGAGGACGACGGUGAGGGCGGUGGCGAGGACGAGGACGCCGAGGCCGACGAGGCCGACGAGGCCGAGGACGGCAGCGAGGGUGUUGUUCAGGACCGCGGCCAGGAUGGGUACGAUGAAGAGGAGGGGGGGAGAGAAGAUGAGGAGGAACGGGGCACAAACACCGCCUACGCGCCCAGCACGACCAAGAAGAAGGGUGGACGCAAGAAGAUAGUUGUCCAUGAUGAGGUCGAUGUAGAUGAGGAUAAGCCCCCUGUAGGUAAAGGGCGGGGAAAGGGAAAGAAGGCCACGGUGUCCACACAGCGCAAAGAGACGAAGGGUAGCAAAGUCUCUCCUUCCGGUCCCUCUUCAGCAGCCAAACAGAAGCCCUCCGCGCGCAAUGCUACCAAGGGACCUUCCGCAAGCCAGCCGAGCGAAGGAACUCCCAAAUCCUCUACCCGCAAGCGCGCUCAGCGCGACGCUCCAGAUGAGGAGCGGCCUACCAAGCGAUCAAACCGAAUCGCCCAGAAGUCGAAGUCGAUUACUGCCACGUCUGGACGCAGAUGA
Peniophora sp. CBMAI 1063 is the source of this 2313-nucleotide messenger RNA. The record is from the annotation of a GenBank genome assembly. Lineage: Eukaryota; Fungi; Basidiomycota; Agaricomycetes; Russulales; Peniophoraceae.